CCUGGUAUGCAGUGAACCAGCAUUGAAGUUUUUGAUUAAUAGGAUAGAUGAAGACCCCAUAGAUGCCCUGGUGGUGCAGUGGUCAAAUUUCACUGUGCUACUCAUCAGACCAAAACGGCAGCAGCCAUGAAGCUGCUGAACAAGGAGGAGCUGAAGAGAGCUGAGGAAUCGCUUAGACAUGACUUUCCUCAGGCACAACAGGCAUAUGGAUAUGUUUUUUUAAUGAAUCGAGUUCAAGCUGACCCUAUAGAUGUUCUGGUGGACCAAUGGCCAAAUUUUAAUGUGCUACUCACCAGACCACGACGGGAAAAGAAAUCAGACCUUUUCAGAGACCUAUGCAUUUUUAGCAAGGAUGACUCAUCUCUAUGGAGCAUACUGAUCGAGACUGAUGUCUUUGACUGGAAGCAGUACCUCUGUUUAAGUGUUGACCUGAACCAUAAGGAAAUGAUAAAAAGUGUAGCUUUGAGCAGAGGGGUGCAGGAUGUGAAAAAUCAUGUGUGCUACAUGAUGACACUAGAAGAUCCAUCGAAGCUUUCAAGUGAAAGUUUACCUGUACGAGUGUCGUCACUCAACGAGUCUCACGUCGCUCUGGUGAACAGCACGUGGAAGUUUGGGAUGGAUGAAUUCAGUGAACAGUUCAUCAAAAACAUGAUCGUGAAGUUCCCUUCUUGUUGUGUGCUGGACUCAGAGGGUCGUCCGGUGUCAUGGAUAUUGACCUAUGCCUCCUGUGCAAUGGGAAUGCUGUACACUGUGGCAGAGCACAGACGAAAAGGCUACGCUAAAGCCCUAGUUAGUGUCCUGGCAAAGAAACUGCAUUCAGAGGGCUACCCGGUCUACUGCUUUGUUGAGGAGGAGAACCAGGCAUCCUACAGGCUCUUUACCAGUUUAGGGUUUACUGCAGAUCUGUCUUACAGGGCUACAUGGAUUGAAUGUGAUUAGAUUUAUAACAGUCCAAGAAUGUAAGAAUGUAUAUGAAAAACCUGUCAAAGUUGCUGCAAUUUGUUUAAUAAUAGAAAAUGGCAAAUAAAUAGCAGAAAAAGGGUCAAGUGUUUGAGUUUUAGAGUUCAGUACCUCUCCCAUCCAUCGGCUUCGGUUUGAUCAAUUACCGAAAAGUAUGAUUAACGUAGGCUUGUGAUACCAAGGUAGAAAUUUGAUGAUCACCAUGAUUUAUUAUAUACAGAUUAUCUGUUAAAUGAUAUGAUAUUAAUAUAAUGUAUUGCUACAAAUGUAACUGACAGCGAUUCUUAAAAAAAACAUUAAAGAGCAUCAAAUAACACUGGUUGAUUGAUAAAUUAAAGCUCAUUAAUUUGGACAUUUUACAUAUACAGAAAAAAUGCUUACAUUGAUAUGAUUUUGAUGUCCAAUCUAACAGAGCUACCAAUAAAAUAUUGAGGCUUU
This is a messenger RNA of Silurus meridionalis, 1398 nucleotides long. Its product is annotated as glycine N-acyltransferase-like protein 3. Gene Ontology annotation, cellular component: mitochondrion. The record is from RefSeq and is a predicted model, not a curated record. The coding region runs from base 127 to 939 and encodes 270 amino acids. The transcript has 6 exons. Lineage: Eukaryota; Metazoa; Chordata; Actinopteri; Siluriformes; Siluridae. Gene Ontology annotation, molecular function: glycine N-acyltransferase activity.